Messenger RNA from Penicillium malachiteum, 774 nucleotides. RefSeq lists its product as uncharacterized. The transcript has a single exon. The record is from RefSeq and is a predicted model, not a curated record. NCBI's taxonomy places the organism in Eukaryota, Fungi, Ascomycota, Eurotiomycetes, Eurotiales, Aspergillaceae. The coding region runs from base 1 to 774 and encodes 257 amino acids.
AUGAUCAUCGUGAAUGGUGCUCCACCUGUUCCUCUGGUGGAAGCACCCAAAAAUCCCCAGGCAACCGCUCCAGAGACCCCGCCAGAAACCCCUACAAACAACCCUACAACAGAAGACCCCACAGAGGAUCCUACGGACACUCCAACAGAAGAACCUACAGAAGAUACUAUAGAAGACCCUGAGGAUGACCUUGAGGACAACCCUGAAGACGACCCUGAAGACGAUCUCGCAGAUGAACCUACAAGUACGACUUCGGAGAUCUACAGACUCCCUGUUCUCCCUGCAGGAAAGCUAUGGCCGUCAUGGGAGACCGGGCUAGCUGAAAUCAACACAUUUGCUCGCGGGGAAGGGUAUGCAGUGGUCAAGGCGCGAUCGAAGCCAUCGAAGAAGGGUGAACUGAGGUUAAUUUCCUUGCGGUGUGACCGUGGAGGUAAAUAUGAAGGGCAACCAAGGAGUCGCAACACAUCAACACGCGCACUUCGAUGUCCAUUUGCUGUGUCACUACGCCGACAAUUGCCAUCGAAAGAAUGGCUACUAGUUCACGCGAACAUCACACACAACCACGAGCCUUCGCCACCAUCUACACAUCCUGUCCACCGAAGAGCGGAUCUACGAGCUCAUCAAGCAGAAAUUGAUCGCUAUCUACGCCUCACACCUCUUACUACUCAGCAAAUCCUUCUGUUGCUUAAGGAUGCUAAUCCGGAUAUUUGUCUCCAGGCACGAGAUAUCUAUAAUCGUCGUCGGGAGCUCAAAGUAGCUGGAAAAAUAUCCUGA